CGCUUCCGGCUGUGACGCCGCGCAGCCCUUUCUGUCGCCGCGCUCCUCAGGCUUCCCCGGUGCAACGCACCCGCCGCUGCGGUGUCCGCGCUCGGGCGCCGGUCUCAUGAGGCUGUUCGAGUGCCUCGCAUCUGCUGCGGCCGACUCCUCUCUAAGAUUGGCAGUAUACUUCGCUGUGUGUCACCGAACAGGACAAUUUUAAGACGAUAGUCUUUCGCGCUAGAAUAUUACCGACACAGCGGGAGAAGAGGGAAAGACAUGGACAAAGGCCGGCCCGUGGUAACGAGGACUACGACCUCAACGAGCUAUCGCACUCCGACAGCCAUUGGCGUCAGUGAUAGUGGCGAGCUGUUUUGCGGGUGCCUGAACUUGGCGGUUUUCAACACGAGAACAGGCGUCUACAAGAUCCUUGAAACGGCGCUGUCAAGCAUCUCGCUGUGCCUAAUCCUGUGGUACGGGACGCCCGUCUGGCUUCUGCUAGGGCCCGCCUACCCAUUCUACCUUACCGCGGUCACCUGCUCGCUCAUGGGCUCCUCCACCUUCCUGCUGGCGUACCUUGUCUCCAGGAACACAUUCCUCGUAGCCAGGAGCACCGUGCUGGAGACGAUACAGAACGGCGUCUCCUUCCUGCUCCUGGGCGGAUCGUCGGCGUUCCUGCUGGUGCAGACGUACUUCUUCCUGUGGCCGAUGUACUUGCUGAUUCCCUUCUUCCAGGCCUACCCCGCCAUGAUGGCGGCUGGGGUACUGGGAGCAACAGCAGCUGCAGUUCACUUCUUGGACUCCGUGCUGGCGUGCCGAAAUCUAAGGCAGUGAAUACGUGGCAACGAACGCUCGUUUCUUUGUAAUUAAAGUGUGGUGACCAUCUA
This is a messenger RNA of Dermacentor andersoni, 866 nucleotides long. RefSeq names its product MARVEL domain-containing protein sing (gene sing). NCBI's taxonomy places the organism in Eukaryota, Metazoa, Arthropoda, Arachnida, Ixodida, Ixodidae. Gene Ontology annotation, cellular component: membrane. The record is from RefSeq and is a predicted model, not a curated record.